This is a messenger RNA of Fundulus heteroclitus (mummichog), 2606 nucleotides long. RefSeq names its product zinc finger DHHC-type containing 11 (gene zdhhc11). Gene Ontology annotation, molecular function: protein-cysteine S-palmitoyltransferase activity. The record is from RefSeq and is a predicted model, not a curated record. The coding region runs from base 187 to 1419 and encodes 410 amino acids. Gene Ontology annotation, biological process: peptidyl-L-cysteine S-palmitoylation; protein targeting to membrane. The transcript is spliced from 11 exons. Lineage: Eukaryota; Metazoa; Chordata; Actinopteri; Cyprinodontiformes; Fundulidae. Gene Ontology annotation, cellular component: endoplasmic reticulum; Golgi apparatus.
UUUUUUUUUUUUUGUGCAACAUUUCUAAUUGAUUGUGUGCGAUUUUACACGAUGUGAAAGAGAGCAACUUACCUGCACGGCCGACAAAAAAACCAAAAAAAAAAAACUAAAGGAUAUUAUGCGGUGGAAAUCUCCGUUUGCGUUUGGAAAGAAAGCGCUUUUUCUGUUGUUUUUUUCCGGGAAAAGAUGAACUGCUUCGGCCGGAGGUUUCGACGCACCUCUCCCGCGCGUGGCAGCAGCAAGAGCGAGCUGGUCCCCUCCAAGACCCCUAGGAUCAACGGGUGGUCGUGGCCCCCCCAGCCCUUGCAAGUGGUGGGGUGGCUGGUGUACGUCUACCUGGCCGUAGUCACCUUCGGGAUCUACGUCCCGCUCCUGCCUCGGCCGUGGAGCGCCGUGAGCUACGCUAUUUCGGGCGUAUCGUUUUUUAUCCAUUUUUUCACUAACAUUGCCACUGUGACCAUAGAUCCGGCGGAUGUCAGCGUUCGGGCCAAAAAGAACUAUUCCAGCCCUUUGCCUCUUUUUGACCGGGCAAAACAAGCACAUGUCAUCCAGAACCUUCACUGCUACCUCUGUGAUGUUAAGGUUUGCCCCAAAGUGAAACAUUGUGGAGUUUGCAACAAGUGCGUGGAAGGCUUUGAUCACCACUGCAAAUGGCUGAACACCUGCGUGGGUCAGAGGAACUACUGGUUCUUCUUUGGGGCGCUCGUCUCUGCCAUCCUCGCGGUCUUUAUGCUGCUUGUCGUCAUCUUGUUCAUAUUUGUUCAACAUUACCUGGAUCCGCACAUUCUGCGGACCGCGCCACAGUUUGACGCAAUGCUGGGGAACACAACGUGGCUGGUGUUUUUACCUUUAGCUCCAGUGGAGACGAGUUCAGCUGGUCUCCUUACAUUAGCCUUCAUAACGGUCAUGCUCUGCACCGUCUGCCUGUUGCUGCUCACUCACCUGCUGGGAUUUCACCUUUACCUGUUUUAUAAAGGCAUAAGUACGUAUGAUUAUGUCAAGAGGAAGCGACAGAACGAAGCCAGAAAACGAGACUCUGAAGCUAAAAAUUCCUGCCCUUCAAAACCUCAUAGCAGCACUCAGAAGAGCCACGAAGGAUCAAAUGAUUGCGAGCCAGCCUUAUCACAGAGUCCAAGUUUCUUCAACUUUCCAAACACGAGUCCACUCUCCAGCAGGCUGUCAGAGUCUAUAUGUACAGAGCUGGAAAACUUUAAGACGUCUGCAGAGAAAGAGAAUAGUUUUAAUUAUGGGACAGAAAAUCCCACAGAGAAUAACACAAGGGCAAUUUCUAUGAGUGUCAUCACAAGUAAGAAGCCUGAUAAGAGCGAAGAAGACCAGGGAACUGGUGAAACGUCCAUUCCUGUGGUACAGGACCCACUGGGCAGCUCAGUUAUGGCUCAGGAUCCCGCUAAAGACUGACCGAUGUCUGCAAAGAGAUGGACCAGGACCUUUUGCUCUCAGGAACAAGUUACUGCUCGGGUCAGAAUUAUUGGCACAUCAGCGGUGUAUACCUAGAUAGGUGAUUGUCUUCAGAAAUAAUAGCAACUAUAUUGAUUUGGCAUUAAGCAGGAUAGAUAAAUAAAAUAUGAUCAUACUUUUAAGCCUUGCACAUGUCACCAUGACUUGGUUGGAGAACUUCUGAAACAAAAGUCUUACUUUCGACUUGCUAUACCAUGUGGUGGUUCAUGAGAGCUAUAUGAAUUUUAGAUUAUUGUUUGGAUUUUAGCUCUAAGGGAAGUUUUGGAAGACAUUUCUGUUAUUUAGGACUGUAAUAAUGUGGCCUUUCUGGUUUCAGACAACCGUUUUUUAAACGAGUUAAGACCCUUACUUCAGAUUCAGUUGCAUGAUGAUAAAUAUCCUCACUGCCCAAAGCACCCAGUUCUUAAAAAGGUCUACCAUAGCCUCUAAAUUGUAUCUUUAAAAAAAGAACAGCUACUUACUGGUUGCAUUUUUCUCUUUUGGCCUUUAAAUGCUCUGCUAGCCCUUUUGGUUCUGUGAGCAUCACAGGCCAUCGACCCAAACCAUCAAUCCAAAUUUCCCCAGCAGUUCCUUUUUUUUCUUUUAUUCUCAACACUACACCUAACAUUAAAUUCUGCUUGCACAACAAAAUAGAUUUCCAUGCGUUUCGCUUGGAAUCUCUUGGCCCAUUGGGUGUUUUUCUAUAAGUUUUGAUAAACCUAAACGGUGAAGUAAAAUUAUAACUUCUGUUGCCUUUUUUGUUGGUCAUAUUUAAGUACUUUUAAAAUGUCUGUCCAAUUGAUCAUAAUUUGCACAAAAUAGGUGAAAUUAUUUUUUUUCUGAAGGUUUUCCACUAUGAAUGGUUACAUUUUAGGGGUGCCAAUAAUUCUAACCAGCACUCUGUUUGGAUACGGUAAAUGUUUCAUGAAACCACAAUUGUUUUCUGAAUAUAGACGAAGGAUGCUUUGGACCUCAAACCACGGUUUCACUUGUUGUUGAACAGAUUGCACAUAAAGUUUUUUUCAAAAAAAUAAUAUUUUUUAUGAAUGAUUGUUUCUUUUUAUUUAUUUUACUUGUGCUGUGAUUUUUUUUAACUAUGAAUAAAAUAUUUAAAGCUGUUUUUUUUAUCUGCCUAAUUCAUACAUAGA